Ornithodoros turicata is the source of this 7417-nucleotide messenger RNA. Its product is annotated as ral GTPase-activating protein subunit alpha-1-like. Gene Ontology annotation, biological process: positive regulation of GTPase activity; regulation of small GTPase mediated signal transduction. The record is from RefSeq and is a predicted model, not a curated record. Lineage: Eukaryota; Metazoa; Arthropoda; Arachnida; Ixodida; Argasidae. Gene Ontology annotation, cellular component: nucleus; cytoplasm. The transcript has 44 exons. The coding region runs from base 184 to 6036 and encodes 1950 amino acids. Gene Ontology annotation, molecular function: GTPase activator activity.
CCUGACACAUCGUACGAAAUACCUGAGAACUAGGCUAUGCAAACUUUUCGUGAAUUUUGGUUGUAGAAGCAGAAGAUAAUUUGACGCUUACGCUUAGCGUGUAUUUAUAUGCUUUAAUGGGGAGGUGCAGAUGCCUAUGCAACAACCUCGCAUCGGAGAAGGUUUCCGCAAGCAAGAAAAACAAUGUUUGGAAAGAAACAGCACGUCGACGUUAAGAAAUCGGCCCAGAAAGUGCUCGAAGCCAAAAGGGACUCGCUCAGUCGAUUAAAACAUCUGCGUGUAUUCCUAGAUAAUGUCGAUAACCCCGAAGCAAAGCUGUUCUUUGAAUCAAACUAUAGCCACAUCUACUGCAUAUUCCAUGAUGUGUUUUCCACCUUAGAGACGUCCCUGAAGCAGAGAGUGCAUAAAACUCAGAAGGAAGAGCUCGAUAAUGUGAAAUAUAUUUUUGAGAAAAUAUUGGUGUUGCUGCCGGAGCUGCUGGCUCAGCGAUGGCAAUGGCACAGCGUGCGAAUCAUUAUUAAGAAGAUGCUACACCCUCUGAAUUCAACUCGGCUGCGCCUGGAAGGUGUGCGCCUGUUCAUCCUGUGGUACCAAAUCUUGGGGGAAAGUGCACCGUCUGAGGUACACAACAUGUUCCUGCAACUUGUGCCAGGGCUCCUACCAGGAUCCCCCCCUGCUAUAGGUCCUCAGCAUGUGGGACGGGGAACGUCAGACCCUACGCAGGACUCUACCUUCUAUACGUCUGUAGAGGCUGAUUCAGGGCCCGUAGUAGCAGUUGAAAUUGGGCCGCUGCUACCCCCUCAAGGCAGCGAGGUUCAAACAGAAAACAUCACCGUGACAUAUCUAGGGUACCUCAUGGAGUUCAUGGUGACGCAGGUGAUAAAAGUGCAGUGGAGGGAAAAACAGGAGGCAAACCACCGGCGCUGCUUCGAAUUUCUCUUUGAGAAGUUCAAACGACACUACCUGCCGCACAUUUUCCCAGACUUCUGCUACACCAACAGCAUUUACAAGCCUAAUUUAGGACGUGAGGGUUACGAAUGGGUAUUGACCUCCUUAGAGCUGCCCUCUCUGCGAAAGGACAGAAAAACGCAGAGCAAUGACUCCACAACAAUAGCAUCGACGGUUGCAGCGCAAUGCCGCAGCGUCACUGUGCAGUGGGUAGUCAGUUAUACACAGUCUAUUCGUGUGAAGAAGGAAGACAUCAACAGUGCAAGCAGGAAGCAGGAAGUGGCAGAAGCAGGUGACCGACAGCAGAGCAGCGCGCACGAACUCCACUCCUCAGGUCCCUCGCUUUCAUCAGUCACUGCCAGCAGCGCCGCCCUGUCCAUAGGCACCCUGUCGGAGCGGGAAUCCGACACGCAGCUCCUGUCCGCGGAGGCAUGCACGAAGCAGCAGUUGCAGGUUGUGCGUGAUGUGCUGUAUUCCAGGAAGGACAACGUGGACCUGAUCCACGAGAUCUUCAGACAAGCAUUCCUACUACCCUUUACGCAGUCGAGCACGACGAAAAAUGUGAUUAAUACUUACAGAGACUGGAUUCAAAAGUCGUCGCCAGACGUGCCGCCCUUUCUUGUGGAUGUUGAGAGUAAAGAACAGAAAGAAGAUGAUACCAAAGGUGCCAAAAACUCCCAUGUUGAGAAUGCCUCACAUCCCGGUGCAUUGUUGCAGAAGCGCGAAAAUGUCUACGCUGGUUCGCAGAACGUUUUCCAAAUUUUCAUCACCAAUGCAGCUAACGUCUUUCUCUUGGAAAUUGCUCCAGAAAACCGAAAUCUUUUAGAUGAACAGGUUGAGUUGUGCAAACGUGUGAUGAACAUCUACCGGUACAUGGUGAUGAAACAGCAUAUGGAAAAAAAUACCUGGGAGCAGUUGCUGUUGGUGCUCUUGCGUGUGACAUCGCUGGUAUUGAAGACAAGCCCUCCAACACGGAAAGAUGAAGUGCUGGGAGGCAGGCUGGCUCCUGCACUCUUCCAGACACUCAUCGUGACUUGGAUAAAAGCCAAUUUGCACGCAACCAUUUCCCUGGAGUUAUGGGAUGGAUUCCUCAACGUUCUCUCGUCCCUCACGCAGUGGGAGGAGCUUAUUCGCGAGUGGGCUAAAACUAUGGAAACUCUCACUCGCAUUCUAGCGCAACACGUGUACCGUCUCAACUUGGGAGACCUGCCGCUGCAGCGUGAGCAACAGCACAGGCGGAGACGAGGAUUAAAGCAGCAUCCGCGAGCGGCAGACGCGUCGCGUAGCAACGUGGCUGGAACCAGCUCAUCUUCAACUAAUCGAAAUGCUGCGUCGAGGACGACGUCUUCCCACACUUCUUCCCUGGCUGGCUCCAGGGAAGAGGAAAGAGGCGGAAGUCAGGAAGGCGGAAAUGUUCCACCGUCUCCGCGGUUGAGGAGUGGAAGUCUUGGGCAGAGAAGCAACAGGACUGAAGAUGAUGACCGCAGUUCCGAGCAGGCAAGAUGCAGCAGCGGAGAUGGUUCCCUGCCUCCCCACCAUGCUGAAAUGUUCUCGGAGAAGCAUCCGCCCGUUACACGUUGCUAUUCGGACGGUCAUCUUCUUCUGCACAAGGUGGAGAGGCUGCGCCGAAUGCGACGUGCAGGAACUCCCGUGUGCACUCAGGACCGGUUUGAUAUUGCAUCUGUGUCGUCCGACACAAACGGUCAGCACGACGUCCGCCCGUCGUGCCCGAUCACGAAGAGCAGAUCCCUGGAUUAUUUAACUAUUAGAGUGGAUUCUCCCUGUAUGUCUCACGGCUCCGAGUACAGGAGCCGGUCGCCGUCUCCGACUCCCUCGAGUGGUCUCGAGAGUACAAGCAUUAAGGAUUCGCCCAUUCAGAUUGACGUGCUGGUUGCCAGCAGUGAAGGUACCUGUAACUCGGGAGGUCUGUCAGAACGGAAGCGAAGAGCAGAUGGCGGGACAGACAGGCACAGUGUCUUGGCUGGCGGGACAGUGAAGGGAUGGCUUCCGGAAGUGGCCGUUGCAAUAUGGCGCCGCAUGCUGGGCUCUAUGGGUGACGUCAACAACAUUCACAGCCCCGCUAUUCACGCACAGGUCAUGGAACAUCUCAUCGCCCUCUCCGAGACUUUAGUCAAGAUGAGGGAGAACCUCGGAGUAACUGAAGAUAACAUGACGACGCCCGACCCUCCUGCACUGAUUCCACCUUUACUUCUGAUUGCACCGUGGUUAUUCGAGGCAACCAGCCUGGCUGACUCGUACGAGCGUGGUCGUCUCCUGGCCCUGCGACUGCUAUGCUGGCUAACAGUUAGACGACACGACUAUCCAUUGUCAUUCGACUAUCUGGCUCGAUUUUAUAAAAUAGUUCAUUCGUUUCUGCUGACAGAGGAUCAGAAGGCAGUGAAUGCCAUUGUAAAGUACUGCGGAUCCAAGCUAUUUUCGUGUGGCCUUCCGGGACACACCAUUUUGUUUCUCGACCUUAUUCGGGGAGCAGGUACCGUCGUCUGCUCUGCGGGAAUGAAAGGAAUGCCCAGGGUUGAGGCGGUCACACUCUUGGGAAGCUUACUUUGUUUUCCAAAUGUUUACAAAGAGGUUAAAGUUCUCCAGCCAGAUGCCGAAAAUUUAACGUUGCUACCAUUUACUGAAGCAAAGGAGCACGUGGCCACUCUUCUCCUUCGUGCUGGCAUGAGUGAUCCUGAUUGUGCGGCACGAUGUGUAGCCAUCAGCUCGCUCGCAAUCAUGGUCUACGAAGAGCUUGCUCACAACACUGGGUUUCAUAAAAUUCAGGAGGCAGUUGGUGUUCUUCUCAUUUCCAUUAAGCACACCAGUCACAAGGUUGCACAAGUGGCUAGUGACAUGCUUCGUUUGCUGUGUGACCAUGCCGUCUACCUGUCAGAUAAUAUGAGUGACAUUCCUGUUAUUAUAAUUGAGGUGGUGUCUUCCACGUUGUAUUCACUUUUGCCGACCAACAGUGGUGACAUCAAAGAAGACAACAGAAAAGUUGUGCUUUCACUAUUGUUCUGCCUGGCUGACUGGGUUAUGAAUUUAUCGCUGGAGAUGCUAACCAAGCCAAACAGCAACGGCACUACACCAUUGCUUUCAGUGCUGAAUGUCCUGGACCAUGCUCUCAUGGGCAAUGGUGCAGAUGUCUAUUGUGAUGUGUCUUCUCUGCUGUCUGAACUGUGCCCACUGGGCAUUGUGGGAAUGGAACCUGAGCCCGAAAAGCUAGCAGAUGACGUGAAGAGCCAAGGAAGCAGCACAAUGACGUCUGGGGGAAGGAUAGCCCGCUCCAUGGCCAGCUUUGUACCACCAGCUGUUCUGCAGAACGAUCUCCGUAGAACUGGAAACGUCAAGCUUGCUGCAAGAAUGGUUCUGUGCCACCUAUUGCAUCAGCUGGGACAUUUUCCCAUGGGAGGGCUGGGAGCGGCACAAUUAACCAGUCUCGUAGCUGAGCAUGAUGACGUUCCCAUGCUGCACGAUCGAGAACUCUGCAAGGAGAUUUUCACUUCUCCAAACAUUCAGAUGUUUGUGCUCAACAAUUCUGCCAUUAUGUCCCUUGUUGAAGUGCCUUCACAGGAAGCCCCUGGAGGAGGAACAACCGUCGGACUCGCGACAGGAAAGUCCCAAGUCCGGAUCAUUGUCCGGGACCUGAGCGGGAGAUUUGCAUGGGAUUGCCUUACGCUGUACGGACCGAAUGGAUGCCGUGCGGGAUCGUUUCCUCCAGGUCCGGUUCCGGACCCUUGCUUACACUACACCACCCAACGCAGCAGCGGAGGUCGCAACAUGCCCUCGGAUCGUCGAGACAGGUCGUCCCCUCCACGAGCAUCCCCUUCCCACGAUUCUUCUGGCCGAAGAAGUCCCGUUCAUCGGCCCCCCGACCUCCUGCCGCUUUUGGAGAACACGCAAGAAAACUAUGAUAAUUUGGACGACCUGCUACAAUAUGUGGGGCACACAAGCCCAGAGUGUGUCCUGUCUCCAAGCCAGCCCCUGAACUCGGCCGCAAAGGCUGCUCACGAGCUGGCUAGUUUGCAUGAGGCAGACACUAUACAGCUCCUCAUGCAACAGCAGAGUCAAGAACUGAGCCACACAGAACGUUCUGCCUACAGUUCUGAGAUGUUAUCCAAAACUACGACACCGCCAAAUACCACAGAUCCACUUUCACCAUUCCAGUACUCCCGUCUUCUGCUAGAGAAUUUCAAUUUCUUCACAUGGGAGAAGAGACCAAAGUUCGACCUAGUCAAGAAAAACGAAAAGUUGCUGCGGGAGCUGCGGAAUCUCGACAGCCAAGCCUGCCGUGAAACCCACAAGAUAGCGGUGAUCUAUGUGGCUGAAGGGCAGGAAGACAAAAAUUCCAUAUUUAUGAAUCAGAGUGCAAGCCCAGCAUUUGAACAGUUUGUGGCUGGCCUAGGAUGGGAGGUUGAUUUGGAGACGCACACAGGAUACAAUGGUGGCCUGGAGACGAAUCGCAGCACGGGAAAGACGGCACCGUACUACGCAGCGUCGUUCCUGGAAGUGCUGUUUCACGUUUCGACACGGAUUCCUGCCUUAGAGAAGGAUGCCGUAACGAAAAAGUUACGGCACUUGGGGAACGACGAGGUGCACAUAGUGUGGUCGGAACACACGCGGGACUAUCGCCGAGGUAUCAUCCCGACAGAGUUCUGCGACGUCCUCAUCGUCAUCUACCCACUAGGGAACUGGCUGUACCGUAUCCAAAUUAAUCCAAAGCCAGAGGUACCGUUCUUUGGUCCACUGUUUGACGGCGCCAUAGUAGACCACAAAGUGCUGCCUGCAUUGGUUCGUGCUACAGCCAUAAAUGCAGGGAGGGCUGUCAACUCUCUCAAACCUGCCUUCAGGACAUAUUAUGAGCAUAGAGCUCAAGCCCUGGAGAACAUAGUCCAGAACUACAAAGAGCAAACCACUUUUGAAGACUUCGCUUCCAAGGUGCUGGCCCCAGCUCCAGCUAAGAGUCCGCUUGUGCUUCGAAGAUCAGGGCCCCCUGGGGGAUCAGAUGGAGGAUCUCCACAGAUGGGUUCUACCUUGGCGGCUGCAUUGUUAGACUGCGACAGUGGGGCCGUCGACCGUGCACCAUAGAACGAGACCGGUGACAAUGUCCGCGUCUGUGGGGGAGCAGGCCUCUUUUCCGCAGCGCAGUGUCUUGGGGACCCCUCCUCUAAAAGAGCGUCCCCUGUCCGCAUCACGCAGUCAGACGACGACAUCAUCCUCGAUUCCGCAUUGACGCCGUUGAUUUCGCACCGCAUGUGACAGAUCGUACCUUCCCACAUUUUUUUUAUGACUGGCAUUUUUUUAGCCACACCAUUGUUAUGACGACUAAUAUUAUUGCUGUUAUCAUUGUUGACACUUGUUGAUCGACGGGCUAAUCACUGUGUGACGAUUCAACGACACCGCACGGGGGACCUCCAUGCACUAAUCUGUUUUUUGUGACGAUGAAGGAGACGAGAUGAUCGUGACUUUUAAUUUUUUUUUUCUGCUCUCAAAUAUAUUUUGCAAGGUGUAGUAUUUAUAAAAAGAAACGGUUGAUGAAUUUCCUUUGUUAGACUUUUUAUUGCAGAAGUAUACGAGUGCAAUCUCACCAGAACUAUAAGAGCACCACUCUGGAAUGUUAAGCUAGCCGUACCUUUGGAUGCUUUCUAUGCAGAUUGUAGUAUUUAGUGAGUGAAGUACAAAACCUUGUUUUCUCGCAUUUUUAACUGUACUUUUUGUCUGCUAGGAGGGGGCACGAAAUGAUAUUUAUUUGCACUAAGGGUAACUAGAAUCGUGGAAUCCACUCGCGAGUAGUAGGAGACACAUCGAAGAAACAAUACGCCGUUGGGAGAAAAAAAACGAUGACUGCUUCACUGACUCCGAACCAUUUUGAGUUCCUCUGGUGGAGACCUAUAACCUUCACAGAAACUAGGAUUUUUGUACAUACUUAUACAUAUGUAUACAUAAGUAACUAAUUAUCAAACAGUGUAAAUAACUUAGUUAAGGUUUAUAUGCUGCAGGCACUGUUGCUCGAUACACACAGAAGCAAAAUAUCCUCCGUGCAGCUCAGAUGCGUUAUUUUUGCGAUGCCACGGACAUUUGCCAUGUAUCGUUGAAGGAAUUUCGUGUGGGGCCAUGCUUGUAAAGCGUAUUUCUUGUAAGAUAUAUAAGGUUUCAUUUUGCCUACUUGGUCUGGCCAUUGCAAAGGUAAUGUGGUUAUGACUGCACUCUAUGACAAUGUAAGUUUUUCGCAUUGAAUUUCUCCAUGAUAAGCUAAGCAGUGACGGAGGGUAGCCUCACAAGGUUGUCAUUUUUACACACACAUUGUAUAAAGAAACUUGUGCUGUAAAUAGCGAUAUUGUCAAGUUGCGCAGGAUUUCAAAAAAAAAAUAAAAACAGCUUCUGUGGAGAAUUUUGUGACCAAUCGAGCUUGACAGCAUCAACGUUUUCUGUAGAUGCAUUGUGCAAUAAAAAAAAGGUUCCCAACGAC